This is a messenger RNA of Aspergillus welwitschiae, 435 nucleotides long. Its product is annotated as zinc finger protein. The transcript has a single exon. The record is from RefSeq and is a predicted model, not a curated record. The coding region runs from base 1 to 435 and encodes 144 amino acids. Lineage: Eukaryota; Fungi; Ascomycota; Eurotiomycetes; Eurotiales; Aspergillaceae.
AUGGAAGACAUUGGUAUUCCAACCGAAGACAUGCAGAAAUAUGCGCGAAUGAUGGGUGAAGCAUUAGCAACUCUACACUGGCUCGGCGAGAUGGACGGAAAUGAUAUUGAAUUUGUCCUGGCUCCUCUUCCAUUCGAUGAACAGCAACCUAACACCGACAUAAUCACCAAUGUCCUCGGUCAGCAUACUAUGUGGAUGCUGGACUUCGAUUUAUGUCAGCCUAUGCCCAUGUGCGAUGAUGGGGUCCAGCAGGCCGUUACUGCUUUUUGGCGUAAUGACCCCUUCUACCCCCGACCGCAGAGAGAGCUGUGGGAUGUAUUUCGCGAGCAAUACCUGAUAAGUAGCGAGACCAUCAUUUCUGGGUAUAAUCAGGUCGAUAUAGAUCAGCGACUGUCGCUUGCUCGAAGAUUUAUUGAAUUGGUUGAGACAAACUAG